GGUUUGAACGCAAACACGGAUUGGCUGUCCCUUCUGGUUUGGAAAUUCAUUCAAAUUUUAGUGGUUGUCGAGUCAAUGCCGAGUUUGAAGCAGAACAAACGUCUGGUUGAGAUGCUGGCUGCUUUUAUGAUAUCAAAUUGGAUCGUCGUCGUGUGGAAUAUCAUGACCAUGCUGUCGUAUCAUUGGCAUGGAUUGCCAGGCUGUGGUAUUGAUUGGCUAGAGUGCAUAUGAUUGGCAAUGCAUGCAUGCAACAUGGGUGAAGGACUGCAGCGCAAUAUUUGUCACUAACUGCAUUCUUCGUCGUAUUUUCAGUACGCAAUCAUGGUUAACUAUGGUGUCCUGCUGCUGUAUGUUGUAUCGUUGAUGGCUGGGUCAACCAUUGGUGUACCGAUGUCUCCUGGGUAUGGCGGAUACCAAGCCGCAACGCCGCCGCCUUCCUACACAACAACAACAUACGCAACAACCGGUUACCACACCACCAAGGCUGCAGAAUAUUACACCACAACCUAUGAUGCCCCGAACUACUACAUCGAAGCCCUGAAGUAUAACUCUGCCCCGAGUUGCCUCAACAAAGAGGCUGAGUACUACACCACCAAGGCAACGGAGUACUACACCACCAAGGCACCGGAGUACUACACCACCAAGGCACCGGAGUACUACACCACCAAGGCACCGGAGUACUACACCACCAAGGCACCGGAGUACUACACCACCAAGUAUGCUGUCCCAGCCUUUUACACCGAGGUUUCCAACUAAUACUGUGCCUAUUUACUACACCGAAGCUCCAGCUUAUUAUACCGCCAAAGCGGUAGAGUACUACACCGAAGCGCCCUAAUUUUAUCUGCCCGAGCUACGAAACUUCAUCUGAGGCGGCCCAGUAUUACGUAGCUCCUUCUUACUACACAGUGGAUGGUCCUUAAUACUACGUUGGACCAAAAUACUACUAUGAGUCUCCAUUUACUACACCACAACCUACGCUACUCCUAGCUAUUAAACCGAAGCCGCCAAGUCCUACACCGAAAAAGCCGAAUAUUACCCAAUGACGUAUGCUGCCCAAGUUCACUACACAGAGGAACCCAAGUUUAACUCUGCUCCAACCAACACCAAACAGAGGAUCCGUUUUACUACACCACCAAGGCCCCUGAGUAUCACACUGCAACCUACGCUGGUCCCAGCUAUUACACUGAAGCUCUAAAGUAUUACUCUGCACCGAGUUACAACACCACUAAAGCAUUUGAAUAUUACACCACGACCUACGCUUCUUCAGUUUACUAGAGGGAGGCUCCUAAAUACUAGACGAAAUUUCAGUUUUAUUUAAUUGUGUUCAAAUUUGUCGGUCAUAUCAUAUUAGUCACUGGAAUUGUUGUUGUUCUUAAAUGAGAAAAUAAAUUUUUUAAUGACGGUAA
Daphnia pulicaria is the source of this 1406-nucleotide messenger RNA. RefSeq names its product LIM domain-binding protein 3-like. The record is from RefSeq and is a predicted model, not a curated record. The coding region runs from base 322 to 756 and encodes 144 amino acids. The transcript is spliced from 3 exons. NCBI's taxonomy places the organism in Eukaryota, Metazoa, Arthropoda, Branchiopoda, Diplostraca, Daphniidae.